Molecule: messenger RNA, 1194 nt
Organism: Funneliformis caledonium
Lineage: Eukaryota; Fungi; Glomeromycota; Glomeromycetes; Glomerales; Glomeraceae
Source: the annotation of a GenBank genome assembly
AUGAACAAUGUGUCUAAAUUCGCAUUCGCAUUUCCUCCGGAAUGUAUUCGUUUAAUCACUUUGAAUUUAAAAGAUGAUAAAAAAUCUUUACAUUCUUGCUUGUUGACCUCUCGGGAUUGGUGUAGAGAAACGGUGGAUUUAUUAUGGAGUCGACCAUUCUAUUUUAUUUAUGCAUGCAAGGAAACAAGUUUUUUACCGACCAAAUCUUCGGAGAUAAUAAACACAAGUUGUCAUUGUUCAACCAAGAAACGACAAAUUCAAGAUGCAAAAUUAUUGAGAAUUUAUUUACAAUGCCUCAUAUUUAAGUAUAAUGAGGAAUUAUUAAAACGAGAGGUCAUUCAAAUGCGAGUUAGGAUUACCAUGUUUAAUUAUGUGAAAUUCCUAAAAGUUUUGGAUUUAAAUGAAUUGUACAUUGCGGUUAAAGAUUGGGAGAAAUCAUUAGACACAGAGAUGUUAAAAUCGAUUUCAUUGGAUACGCAAUUUAUCCUUCACUUGAGUCAUGAUAAAAAUUAUUGUUUAUCCCUUAUCAAGGACAUUAAACAACCGGAUGCUUCUUAUUUAAAUACUUAUCAACACUUGGUAUAUUUGAAUAAUUUAAUCGAUAUCGAUUUACCAAAAUCCCCUAAACUGAAUCAAAAUUUGGUUAAUCUAUCCGAAAUUGAGUUGUACAGUUACUCUUAUCUAAGAUUAACUCACUUCUUAUGCUCCAUUUCAAAAAUUUGUAAAAAUAUUCGAAAAUUGGUUUUUAGAGCUAAUAUGGUGUUAACCAGUACCAGUGACAAAUUCGCAGCAAUAAGGGAAGCAAAUCAAGUCGCUACCCUCAUCAAAUUUCAACAUCAUUUGGUUCAUUUAGAAUUAUUUGAUAUUAAUGAUGAAGAAUUUUGGGAGGUCGUCAUGGAUUCCGUCAUUAAAUCUCAAUCCAAUUCUUUAAACGUUUUGAUCUUUAAUAAUGUUACUAUUUGUAGUAUUAACGUUUUAUUUCACCUAGUACCUCUACAAAAUUUAAAAGAAUUGAGAUUUGAUAAGUGUAUCUUCAAAACAAGUUCAGCUAUUCAACCCAAGGAAAAUGAACAUCAUAAUUGGAAGGAUUUAUGGUUCCCCAAACUUAAAUAUCUUGAAAUAGAUUUUACUGAUGACACUAAGGAUGAUUCAAAAGAAUUAACUUCUAUUCUACUUAAAUCUUUAAGAAUUUGA